Molecule: messenger RNA, 1128 nt
Organism: Melanotaenia boesemani (Boeseman's rainbowfish)
Lineage: Eukaryota; Metazoa; Chordata; Actinopteri; Atheriniformes; Melanotaeniidae
Gene: evx1
Product: even-skipped homeobox 1
Exons: 3
Coding region: 1-1128 (375 amino acids)
Biological process (GO): regulation of transcription by RNA polymerase II
Cellular component (GO): nucleus
Molecular function (GO): RNA polymerase II cis-regulatory region sequence-specific DNA binding; DNA-binding transcription factor activity, RNA polymerase II-specific
Source: RefSeq, a predicted model, not a curated record
AUGGAAAGCAGAGAGGAGGUGGUGAGGUUGGCGGAGGGAGGUCGGCUUGGCAAGAGCGGUUCGAAUUUGUCGGAUGCCAUAGGGAGCCCCGUGAGAGAACCGCAGGGGAAGCCGAGUCACAGGAGCUGUCUCAGCCCCGCCGCUGCGCCUUACUGCCGGGACAGGACCGAGAUGAUAGUGGAGGAGAGCGCACGGAGAAAUGUGUGCGGCGACGUGAGACCGAUCAGCACGUCUUCCACCGGUAAGAGGCACCGGGCUGAUCAACCCCAUAAGGACGGCAGCAGCUCAGACACGGAGUCGGACUUCUAUGAGGAAAUUGAUGUCAGCUGCACGCCUGAAAGCAUGGACUACCAUACAGCCAAAGGUCGAAAUGGGGAUUCUCCGGGUCACCCAAGUGAGACUGGUGCAGACCCGGGUAAGUCAGUACCGGGUCAAGGCUCUCUGUCCUACGCAGCAGACCAGAUUCGCCGGUAUCGAACUGCAUUCACUCGGGAGCAGAUCGCCCGACUGGAGAAGGAAUUUUACCGGGAGAACUACGUAUCCAGGCCGCGGAGAUGCGAACUUGCGGCUGCAUUAAAUCUACCUGAAACUACCAUCAAAGUGUGGUUUCAGAACCGAAGAAUGAAAGACAAACGCCAGCGUCUAGCCAUGACAUGGCCUCACCCUGCUGACCCGGCCUUUUACACCUAUAUGAUGAGCCACGCAGCGGCCACAGGCAACCUGCCAUAUCCAUUUCCAUCCCACCUGCCGCUUCCUUACUACUCCCCUUUAGGUGUUGGUGCAGGCUCAGCUCCUACCGGCUCCCCCUUCUCGAACCCAUUGCGAUCUCUCGACAGUUUCCGGGUUUUGUCUCAUCCCUACCAGAGACCAGAACUCCUGUGCGCCUUCAGACACCCUUCCAUGUACCCAGGUCCAACUCACGGCCUCGGUCCCGGAGGGAGUCCUUGCGCCUGUCUGGCCUGCCACUCCAGUCAGUCUAAUGGUAUUUCAACUAGGCCCUCUGGCUCGGACUUCACUUGCUCCCCAACAAGCAGGACAGACGCUUUUGUCACUUUUACGCCUUCGGUGCUCAGCAAAUCCUCAUCUGUGACAUUAGACCAGAGGGAAGAAGUGCCUCUGACCAGAUAA